ACCUUGAAUGAGACCUGGGUACCGCUCCGUGUCUUUGGGGUGGUGGAGCUCCAUCCAUAGGGCGUUGUAGUGAUCCGAGCAGGAAAAACAUCUCGUUUAAAUCAGAAGACCUUUAAAGCACCGAUUUUUUGGAAAAAAAAAAUGCCUGUCCAAAAUAAAGAUGAUGGAGGAUGGAAGAAGUUUGUGUGGAAUUCCGAUACCCGGGAGUUUCUCGGACGCACCGGUGGUAGUUGGGCAAAAAUCCUGCUGUUCUAUCUCGUCUUUUAUGGCUUCUUGGCUGGAAUCUUCAUUGGCACCAUCCAGGCACUUCUUCUCACCUUGAGUAACUACAAACCCACCUGGCAGGACCGAGUUACUCCUCCAGGACUCACCCACUCACCUCGUUCAGAUAAAUUAGAGAUUAUGUUCAACAUGAAUGAUAUGUCUACAUAUGGGAAAUCCGUGGCGGCGAUUAAAAAUUUCCUGAAGCCUUACGAUGAUGAAACCCAGCGUGACCAACUGAAGUAUGAGGACUGUGGAGACCAACCUGAUGUCUAUAAGAACAGGGGCGAUCUGGAGACCGAAAUAGGUAUUCGGAAAGCAUGUAGAUUCCCUAAGUCAUUUCUUGGGCCUUGCUCAGGCGCUGAUGAUCAGAAUUUUGGCUUCAGUGAUGGAAAACCCUGUCUGAUCGUCAAACUCAAUAGAAUUGUGAAUUAUCUACCAAAGCCCCCACAGUCCAAUGAGACUAUGCCAGAGGAGGCCAAGUCCAAAGUCCAACCUAACCUGAUACCGAUCCACUGCACAAGUAAGAAAAAGGAAGAUGAAGAUUUGCUUGGGCAAGUGGCAUACUAUGGCAUUGGACCAGGUUUUCCUCUCCAGUAUUAUCCGUACUAUGGCAAGCUCCUGCACUCACACUACCUACAGCCAUUGGUGGCCAUUCAGUUUCUAAACAUAACCAUGAACCAAGAUAUACGUAUCGAGUGCAAAGUGUAUGGUGAGAACAUAUUUUACAGCGACAAGGAUCGCUUCCAAGGGCGUUUCGAAGUUAAACUAAAGGUUAACAACUUUUGACCUCCAUUGGGAGCAAAUUCCUUUCAAUCUCUCUCAGUUUUAAGCAAAGUAGGAACCAUCUAGUGACUUGAGUUAUGAAGACACCAGACACAAUUUCCCCACUGGUCUUCCACAGCUUCACUGAGAGAAAGUGUUUUACCAAUAUACAAAUGUCUCCUAUCAGAAGGUGGCCUACGAUACUACAACAGAGGCUUAAAAGAUAUCAACAAUUAGUCUGUAAUGAAACAUAAUGUGGGACCUGAUGUUAUCUGCUUUAUGCAAAAUUUUCUGCUUCUGUAUAGAGUUAGAAUGCAAAAGCUCGAAGGACUAGCCAUAGCAUAUUAGACUAAUCUAAUAAAAGUAUUUUCUAAAACUAGACUUAAAAAAAAGCCAAUGACUUAAGGGACGUUUAGUCCACCCUGAAUGUAGUCAACAUGGAUUAUCUCUCUCCAUUCCUGUAUCGCCACCUUGCGUGGAUUUCUUCCAUUAUAACAGUGCAUGAUAUUUCCAUAGGUAGGUUGUUUCAAAUCAAGCUAAAUAUGGUCUAGCUUUGUUAACUGUGCAAUUACACAUUUGUUAUUAUUCACAUUCAGCACAUAAACCUUGUAUGGUUUACUUAUGUGGUUUUAGAGGUUUUAAUAAAUACAAUUUAAUGUUCUAUUUUCUGUUUAAUUACUGUGGAUAGGAAUAAUUUAUUUUUUUAAUUUUUUUAUUUCAUCAUUGAAUGUGUGUAUAUUGCCUUCCAUUGUAAUCAUCUUUAAUAUGUGUUUUUGUUUUUAACAAAGAAAAACAAGCUCUUCGCAGUGUGUGUUUAAAUAUAUAUAUUCAUAUGCAGUAUAUAUGUAAUUGCACAUUAUUAUUUUUGCAAGAAAUAUGUGUAAUAAUACCAAAAUCCCAGAACCAUCAGUAAGACAAUAUAAAAUAUAUUAUACUCACUGCAGUGACCCAUCUGUAAAAUGUUUUGUAGAAGUGUGCAGUCAAUGUCUUUCACUCAAACAUCUGUCACUCCCUUUGAUUCUGAAGCUGACAUUUCCCAAAAGCACAGCAUAAAGAUUGUAGAGAAAGUGUGAACAUUUUCUCUAAAUGAUGAGAAGAUGUGUACAUUGCUUUGGGGAAAAAGCAAUUUCCCUGGAUGGAGUUAAAAUAAAAGGAACAAAUGUCUAUAAA
This is a messenger RNA of Silurus meridionalis, 2196 nucleotides long. RefSeq names its product ATPase Na+/K+ transporting subunit beta 1b (gene atp1b1b). The coding region runs from base 142 to 1050 and encodes 302 amino acids. Gene Ontology annotation, molecular function: ATPase activator activity. The record is from RefSeq and is a predicted model, not a curated record. Gene Ontology annotation, biological process: potassium ion import across plasma membrane; intracellular sodium ion homeostasis; sodium ion export across plasma membrane. NCBI's taxonomy places the organism in Eukaryota, Metazoa, Chordata, Actinopteri, Siluriformes, Siluridae. The transcript has 6 exons. Gene Ontology annotation, cellular component: sodium:potassium-exchanging ATPase complex.